AUGUAUGUCAUUAAGGUAAUAAGUCACGCACCUGACGAGGCUUCAACGCUCGAGCUAAUUUAUGAAGCACCGACUCACCUGUGGCGCUCGGACUGGCGUGGGCGAAGGGCUUUAAAAUGGCCCGCGCUGGAUCCUGGCUUCACUCCCCAGCUCUCCUUGCCUCGAGGCGCGCACACUCGUCUCCUAGGACUUCCUACUGAGCGCCAGAGCCUGCCAAGGACUUCCUUCUGGGCGCAGAUCCUUUCUGGGACUUCCUCCUCCUUCUCCGAGAUGAAGGCACUGGUCUUGGGGCUUCUGGUGGCGGUCGGAGCAGUCCUGGUCUCCGCAGCGGGGCCAUCUGGCAUCGCCGGCCAUCACGACUUCCAGCUCCGCACUAACAGCAGCUAUAAGCAACCGCGACAGAUCUACAAGGUGCCAAAAGUUCUUGACUGUGCGAGCAACCCCACUGCCACUGGCGAUAUAACCUUACAGCCCGGAGAGAGCAUCAACGUCGCUUCUCCUAACUUCCCUUCUCUGUACUCGAGCUAUCUGAAUAUGAUAUGGAAGAUCACGGCUCCUGAUGCUACAUCUCUGAACAUCGAGUGCGACAUCCAAGGAAUCAAGGGGAAACGGAGGUGCAGGAAAGGAGACAAGCUCGUUCUCAAAGACGGUUGUACGAGAACAAGGGUAUGCUCCUCUACGCCUGAUACAUAUAGCACAUAUUCCUGUGACAAUUUUGUCACGAUGAUCUUCCGGACUAACAGCGCAGGGGAACUAAAUGGGUUCUGCUGCACAGUGACUGCGCUAGGUGCAAACACGGAAGACCCGGCAACCACCACAGAGGGAAGCAAUCAAACUAACCCACCAGAUACUUGCCCGUGUGGCGUGCCCAACAGAAGCACGAGGAUUGUGGGUGGUGUGGUCACGGAAAUGAACGAGUACCCUUGGCUGGUCGCUCUGUCUACAGCCAAUGAUGGACAAAAUCAUCCCUUCUGUGGCGGAUCUGUCUACAACGAUCUGUGGGUGAUUACAGCUGCCCAUUGCACCCACGGUAGUAGCCCUUCUGAGAUAGAGGUUCUCUACAACAUGUGGGACUGGAAAUCUUCCAGUGCGACGCAGAUCAUCCAAAAGAGUGUUGUUCAAAUUAUCGAGCAUCCCCAGUACAACACUGCCACGCUUGACAACGACAUCGCCCUCAUCCGCGUCUCCUCCCCCGUGGACCUCAGCUUACCUGGAAUCAUGCCCGUAUGCCUCCCAUCCUCCACGGACAGUUUCACUAACCAGAACGCAAUUGUCACUGGUUGGGGAACUUUGUCGUCUGGUGGUGACCAACCCAAUAAGAACCACGAGGUCACAGUGCCCAUCAGAACGCAAUCUGAAUGCAUCGAUUCUUACGGCAGCGAAUUCACAACCAGUACCAUGAUCUGCGCUGGUUUUCCCACGGGAGGCUCCGACUCCUGCCAGGGCGACAGUGGCGGUCCCCUGACAGUCGACGUUGGUGGCCAGCACCAUCUCGCCGGCGUAGUCAGCUGGGGAUAUGGAUGUGCUGAUGCAGGCUACUAUGGCGUCUACACCAACGUACCCAAUUACAUAACCUUUAUUAAGAAUAAUGCUAAUUCUGGGAACUUCUGCUGAGAGGAGCGGCCGGAAUCCAGAUUGAUCUUCAACAGAUGACGACUUAUGCCAACGAGAAGCUAAUUCAAGCACGUCGAUGACUCUGAACACUGGAAUUACUAUCAGCUAAAGCCGAUUUCAUGUACCCUGUCUCCGGUCCGGGAUUCUUGCCAUUUUGACCAGGCCUAUACUACGGCCAAUCCCAGAAAAGGAGAACCUGGCAGCUCAACCCAAACUCUCGAGCCCUCUGAUUCGCUGCGUCGCUUAUUUCUAAGUUUAAUCACCAGACCUUGAACGCUAAUGAUUUCAUAGGUUUAGAUUUUUCAAAUUUAUAUAAAUGUUUUUUAAAAAUUAAUCAAAAUACGAUGCCUUCAAAUAAUUUGGCGAAUCAGGGAAUACGAAAGCCUUGGAUGAGAGAUCAGUCUUCGUUUUCUUGAAAUUAGACUGAGUUUAGGCACAUUUCCUAGGGGACUUCGGGAACCCAGUCUAAAAAGAAUUAUUUGUCCAAAUCGUGCUGCUAUUGCGCAAGUAAUGAUAAUCCAUAGGUUAUGAAUAUCUUAGCAGUUUAUUGUCUUCCUAUGCAGUUAUAGCACCACUUUGAAAACGUUUUGAAGCCUGCUGAGACGCACAAAAGCAAGGGGAAUCGUAAGGGAGCCAAGGGUAAUAGCAAGAGACGAGGUCUGGAUAGGAGUAACUAGGCCAAAGAAACUGUGACGGAGAUCAACGUCCUUGUUUGGAAUGACUUCUGUGCCUUUGUUUGCUGCAAAUAAAAAUGCCCUGCAA
Penaeus vannamei (Pacific white shrimp) is the source of this 2376-nucleotide messenger RNA. RefSeq lists its product as uncharacterized. The record is from RefSeq and is a predicted model, not a curated record. Gene Ontology annotation, biological process: proteolysis. NCBI's taxonomy places the organism in Eukaryota, Metazoa, Arthropoda, Malacostraca, Decapoda, Penaeidae. Gene Ontology annotation, molecular function: serine-type endopeptidase activity.